AUGGCGAAACCCAGGCCCGGGUUGCUCAGAGAGGUGGUCAGUGCCCCGUCCCUGAAGGUGUUCAAGGCCAGAAAAAAUGUAGAAGAUUUCACUGGACCUAGAGAAAGAAGUGAUCUGGGAUUCGUCACAUUUGACAUUACUGCAGAUCUGCAGAGUAUAUUUGACUGGAAUGUUAAACAAUUGUUUCUAUAUUUGUCUGCAGAAUAUUCAACGAAAAACAAUGCUCUCAACCAGGUGGUGCUUUGGGACAAAAUCAUGUUGAGAGGAGAUAACCCAAGGCUGUUCUUAAAAGACAUGAAGUCAAAGUACUUUUUCUUUGAUGAUGGAAAUGGCCUCAAGGGAAACAGGAACGUCACCUUGACUCUCUCUUGGAAUGUUGUACCAAAUGCUGGCAUUCUACCUCUUGUAACAGGAUCAGGACACGUGUCUGUACCUUUCCCAGAUACCUAUGAAACAACAAAAAGUUAUUAAAUUAUAAUACUGAACCCUAAGCAAGAUAUUUUUAUACUUGUAUAUUGUGAAUAAAUUUUAUUGCGGUUUCUUCUCACAUCCCAUGCAACCCUUCAGAGAAAGGUACUUAAUUUCCUCAGGUCUAACGGCAUAGGAAAAGGAAAUGAAAGUUCAGGGUGUUUUUUUGUUUUUUUUUAAAUACAACAUUGAAGCUGAAACUUAACGGAAAGGUAAAUUGUGGAGUAAUGAUUUGGGGGGGGAGGAAACUGAGGAAUUUCUUUUUGUUUUCUUUCUUCUGACCAUCUGGGUAUAGAUCUCCUCUUCUUUUAAAUAAACAUUUUUAAACCAGAAAGAUA
Charadrius vociferus (killdeer) is the source of this 806-nucleotide messenger RNA. RefSeq names its product signal peptidase complex subunit 3 homolog (S. cerevisiae) (gene SPCS3). The coding region runs from base 1 to 471 and encodes 156 amino acids. The transcript is spliced from 5 exons. Lineage: Eukaryota; Metazoa; Chordata; Aves; Charadriiformes; Charadriidae. The record is from RefSeq and is a predicted model, not a curated record. Gene Ontology annotation, biological process: protein targeting to ER. Gene Ontology annotation, cellular component: membrane; signal peptidase complex.